UUUAAAUAAACACAUGAUUAAAUAAUGCCCAUGAUUAAUUGUUUGGACUCUAUACAAGGAGAUGCCACCCGCGUGUUACAACUUUAAAAUGAAACAAAUGCAAAUUAGCAUUUGAUUGCUUUCAAUGUAUUUUAAUGUUUGGGUAACUUGAAGGACCUUCAUCCAAGCAGCUGUCUGAAAAUCCUGGGGCACAGCCCGGAUAAACUUGUUUUGUUAAUGAUCUUGCUUUUUGCUGGCUUCAAAUAAAAGGCAGGUCUUUUUUCCUGGUGUUCACAAGCUGAAACUAAAGCAAAACACAUUGUCUUCUGCCUUCCUCCCUGUACCCCAGUGCUGCAAGCUGUGGACUGAGAACAGCAGAAUGUCCUUCAAAGAAUUUCAGAACGAACUCAUUGCUAUUGGUUACAAAUUAUGGGCUAAACUCCAGAGACUACCCAAAGCUGACCCGUUGGAGAUUGUCUGUUUUUUUAUUAUUAUCUUAUUCAUUGUUACGAUGCUUUCAAUGAUGAUUGUAGCUUGCAGCUUUUGCUGCAGCUGCUUCUACGAUGGAAAGCCAAAAGAGAAGGCCAAAAGGAUUGAGGUUCAGCCUGCAGAUGAUUUAUAAAAGUGAAUUUAAAAAAGAAUACAGAAGUUGAAGAAAGAAUUGGAACAACUCCAACACGGCAUACCAAUCCAUGGAACAUAAUGGUAAAUGAGGAGAUAAAAUAAGAGACACACAUAGAGGGAAAGAGAGGGGAGAGGGAGAGAGAGAGAAGGAAAAAGAGACUGAACCUGAACAUAGGACUCUGUUUUAUGACAUGGCUUUUGACAUGUUGACAUGUUGAAAAUGCACUGUUUGCAGUAGUUUUCUCUCCUCAACCUAUCAAGACAAUACCUAUCUGGUCAAACAUGCACCAGAUUUCAUUUCCACAUUACAGUUCAGGAAGCCACAGGGAGAUCAAGAUAUAUGCAAGCAUUCAGGAGAAUGAAAUCUGACAUAAGCAUGGUUUCCCCUCUGCUCAACCAUUUAAAGCUAAGUUAACCAGAGACAUAAUAGCUAAGCAAGUCAUGCAUUAAGAAAAUGAUGUAAGCUUGAAGAUGACAAAUGAGUUCAGAGACAGCAAAGAAAAGCAACAACAAAUUAUGUAGUCUUCCUUCCCUCCUUAAUAAAAGAAUUAACAACUGUCAAAGACAGUACAUAUGCUAUAGCUGCUGUAUACCUAAGGAAAGCCGAAGGGAUAUGAUAAUGCUCACAAUGCUGUAUUGUUUCUUGUCUUUAAAAAUUACUGCCUUUUUAUGUUUUGGUGUCUUCUGUGUAAACUUUGUAUAUGACAAAUCCUUAACUUCAAAGAAAAGGGAACAAAAGAAUUGGUUGGCUUUAUGUUGGGCUUAAGAAUUAUAUAUGUCCUCUAUGAAUACUCUUAUGAAUAAUUUAUAGUUGUGGUGGGUUCAUGUUAUAUUUAAGGUAAUUAAAAUAUACCAAAGGGGGAAAAGGCAACUCUUGGAUUAUACUCAAGGAGGAGGCAUGGAAACAGGAACUCUUCCAAUCAUUCACUGAGGUUUACAGUUUAAUCCUUUGCUCCCUUUAUUGGGAGUCUGUGUUUUAAGGUGAAUUUAUACACAGAGGGAUCAAACAGAGUACAAAAGCAAAAGCAGGUUUCAUUCAGGAAAUGAGUGCAACAACUGGACAACAGCAUUAUGCUAAAUGGUACAGCAAAAACAUAACCAAGAAUGAGCUACCCAGCUACUGCUUACAACAGAGUAUAAAUCCCUUUCCAAAGAGACACUUUCUGCUUCAAUCAAUUUCAAAGAGGGUUAAAUGUGCACAAAAGAGAAAUAACGGCACUUGAGCUGUGUAAAUCAAAAUAGAAAAUUUGGUGGUAGAUAACAGUAUAUCUCCUGUUCUUUAGAGGUAUUGGACUAUAUUUGUCAUCACCCACAAUUAGACUGCUAAGACUCCUAUUGUGGUAAUAGAUGACUAUCUCAUUUACCCCAAAGCGAUUUAACUCUGAAUUUAACGUAAAAUAGGGUUACCUAUUAUCACAAUACGCAAUCUCAUAGCUAUCUAGUAAUAUCCCAUGAAUCCACAUUUCUGAAUAAUAUAGAUUAAUAAAUCAUUAUUCUGGUUCAACACUUUAAAUAUGCUGAAUAUAUAUGCCAUAUUUCAAUUAAAACUAUAUACUUUUUUGACUAAAGCUUAGAGCAAUGUACCAGUUAUAUAUUAUGCCUGCAAAUAUUUAAUUCUUCCAAAUUUCUGCAGUCCCAGGCAAGUUGCAAAACCAGAUUUAUCAAAUAUCCAACCAAGUUGUCAUGCAGUGUUGCUGCAUUAAGGUACAACUGAAACCUUAUGGCCCAGACAUUUAAAACUAUAAUUGGGAAGAACCUCAGUCAACAUAAGUAAAGAUGAGAGAUGCAGGGUGCUACAUCUGCCAGCAAGUUCUAUUUCUAUAUGCUACAAAGAGUGUUGAAAAGCCUCCAGUAUAUUUAUUCUGGGUGUGUACUGUUUCAGAAGUCACUCCCUUGUGCAAAUGACAGGAAUAAGAAAACAGUUUCAACAACCACAGACACAGAGAUUAACUUGAUUUCAAACUUGGCUGCUUUUUUAUAAUUGCACAGCUGCCAGGCUGUGGAGAGAACAAGUCAGCCACGCAAACUGAUUCCACAGCCAAACCAUUGCCCAGCAUUUCCAACAAUACAAUGAUAGUGCGCCACAUGGAAAAAAUAUGUACAAUAUCCUGAAUCUCCAUUAAUACUAUAAUAAAAUUAAAGCAAGUAUUACACUGGGAAAAAAUGCUGGAUUAAAAGAAAGUGAAACCAAUUGUAGACCGAAAUAACUGUUUUUAAGGAUUAGGGAGGAAAUCUUCCAGGAGAAAGUGUUCAACUCUUUUAAUAGACACAUCUGCUUUUCUCACAAAUCUGUUAAAGAGAUUUUUUUUGGGGGGGGAGCAAAAGUAUGUGUUGUAUUGAGAAAGGCCUUGCAAGGGAAAAAAAUAAGCACCUUUUUUGAAAUACUAGUUCCACCAAUGUUCAAUGAAGGCAUGUGAAACAAUGCAUACUUUGUUUCUGAAAGAAAAGUCUAGAGUGUACUUAUCAUCAUUCACAUCUUAAUUUUGGGUGGAUUACUGUGGCUUUAAACGUCUAUAAAAUAUAUAUUGCUUGAACAUAAAAUUAUAAAACACAUUCAGCACCAAAGCUAAAUUACUGCCAUAUUCUUUAUAGAAUAUAAACAAUAAUUACCUGCUCAAGAAGGAACCUUUGUUUGAGCAUUUAUAAUGAACAAUAAAACAAUCAACUUCUUUCUACUGUAGAAAUAAAUAAUAUAUGAA
This is a messenger RNA of Thamnophis sirtalis, 3302 nucleotides long. NCBI's taxonomy places the organism in Eukaryota, Metazoa, Chordata, Lepidosauria, Squamata, Natricidae. The record is from RefSeq and is a predicted model, not a curated record.